Esox lucius (northern pike) is the source of this 4319-nucleotide messenger RNA. It is a transcript of the gene homer2, whose product is annotated as homer scaffold protein 2. Gene Ontology annotation, cellular component: postsynaptic density; cytoplasm; dendrite. Lineage: Eukaryota; Metazoa; Chordata; Actinopteri; Esociformes; Esocidae. The record is from RefSeq and is a predicted model, not a curated record. The transcript is spliced from 9 exons. Bases 464 to 1534 code for a protein of 356 amino acids. Gene Ontology annotation, molecular function: G protein-coupled glutamate receptor binding. Gene Ontology annotation, biological process: regulation of store-operated calcium entry; G protein-coupled glutamate receptor signaling pathway.
ACUCAAACCCCAUCGGAGAAAGAGCGAGAGCGCAGAGACUAGGAAACGCAACUCCAGCGCAGCAGUGAAAAACCCAACUUAUUUAUUUAAAGCGCGGAUGCGGAAAAAAAAAACACGGAACGCGCCUAUAGGCUGAUUCCUCGUCUGAUGAAACAAGUUGGGUUUCUGAAAUGGCAUGAGGUGUUUCUGCGGUCAUCACAGUGAAAGCUUCACUAGCCGGAGGACGAAAGGCGGCUCAGUUCAUGAGGGUGAGAGAGUACAGGUCAUAUUUCCCGUCUCUCUCGGAUCGCUUUACUUGCUCGCAGACAAGGCCCGGGAAUGGUCUUCUCCAGCAGCUAAUGUCAAGACUGGAUCUAUUCAAAUAACAUUGUUUUUAUAAAAUAACAUUUUUUUCUUACAAUAAGUUUGCUUCUCCUGACGUUUUUUUAAAUAUAUAAUUGAAGGGUCCCAGAACUCCGCGGCGAUGGGGGAACAGCCGAUCUUCACCACACGGGCCCAUGUCUUCCAGAUCGACCCGACCACCAAGAAGAACUGGGUCCCGGCCAGCAAGCAGGCGGUCACCGUGUCGUACUUCUACGACUCGACGCGCAACAGCUACCGCAUCAUCAGCGUGGAUGGCUCCAAGGUAGGGGUGAUCAUCAACAGCACCAUCACCCCGAACAUGACCUUCACCAAGACCUCCCAGAAGUUUGGCCAGUGGGCUGACAGCAGAGCCAACACUGUGUUUGGACUCGGGUUCGCAUCCGAGCAGCAGCUGGCCAAGUUUGCUGAGAAGUUCCAGGAAGUGAAGGAAGCAGCUAAGUUAGCCAGGGACAAGUCUCAGGAGAAGAUGGAGACGUCGAGUAACCAUUCCCAGGAGUCAGGUCGUGAGACUCCCUCGUCCACCCAGGCCUCUAGUAUCAACGGGACAGAUGAUGAGAAGAUCUCCCAUGGAGGACCAGAGACCGCCGCGCUGAUCACUGAGAACGACAGGCUGAAGACAGCAGUGGAGCAGAGUAACGCCAAUGCUAAGAAGUGGGAGACAGAACUCCAGACUCUGCGGGAAAGCAACGCACGGCUGGUGGAUGCGUUGACUGAGUCCUCCGCUAAUGUGGAAAGCUGGAAGAAACAGCUCAACAGCUGCAAGGAGGAGAGCGAAACUCUCAGGGAAAAGAUAUCGGAGUUAGAGGCUCAGUGUGCAGAGGCCAGCGCGGAGAAGGAGAGAAAUGCCCAGCUAUCUGCACGAGUUCAGGAACUGGAGACAGAACUGCAGGACAAGGAACAGGAACUGGAAAACCUGAGGAAGCAGGCAGAGAUCAUCCCUCAGCUGAUGGCAGAGUGUGAGAGUAUCACUGAGAAACUACAGGCAGCUGAUGUAAAGAACAAAGACCUGGAGGAGAGAAUAGGAGGUCUCCAGGCUGACAUUGAGGACAGCCAGUCGAAGCAGGGCAACAUGAAAGGAGAGCUGAAGAAGUUCAUGGACAUCCUGGAUGGGAAGAUCGACGAGCUGCACGAGUUCAGACAGGGCCUCUCCAGACUAGGAGUAGAUAACUGAGGGGAGGCUGAGGAGAUGGGAGGUGGAGGGGAUGAAGACUUGGAGAUGAAGGGUUUGUGAACACCUUCAGUGCGGGACUCUGUGCCAUCCACUUCCCCAAAGUGGCGCACUUAAACAAUCAGCUAUAAACACACUGGAGCACGGGGUUUGGGGGGGCGGUGGGAGGGGUGGACUGGGGGGUUCAGAUCUUUGUUCUAAUUCUAGAACAGGGUUCUAAGGUUCUGUCUGUCAUUUCCACAGGCUGACAGUUCCGUACUGACAAUCUGAACUAAUAGGGGAUAGGGAAGGGUUUACAAGGGCUACAUGUAUGAGGGAAAAAAGGUACAAAAAACCCCAUAAAAAAACAAAUGUGUGACAGCAACACUUAAGUAAUAAUGACAUCUUAUCCUACUGGCCUCUUUGAAAUUAGCUAAAUAGAUUUUUAAGAGACUCCAUAAUAUUGUUGCUUCAUGUUGAUCUCAGGUGUGUUUGGAGACAGUUCGUUACUCAUAAGUUAAUAUGCACAUACAUGACAAAAUCAUGAUGCGUAUACACAAUGACACGUAUGUACAUGACACCCAGGUGUCAUCAAGUGCCUCAGGAGAACCGGCCAAAACCAGACCAUAACCAUAGUAACACAAGUAAACAUUUCCAUGAGAAAAUUUUAAAUUAGUAUGGAAUCCAUGAGUGUGUCGUUGUCAACAGGACAAAAACAAAACUUAUCUGACAAAAUAGAUGAGAAAGGGGAAAAAAAGGGGAGAAAAGCUUGUUUGAAACGGUAAUUAAACAGGAAAGGCCAACUGUUUUGGGGUUGACGAAACCAACCUGUGUCCACUGGAUGUUGUCAGCGAUGAGCCCCUAGGCCAUAACGAUGAAACUGUGAAGGAGGUCAAACGAUCCGAUAUGUGGUUCAACAACAGUGACAACAACAAGGUUUGAGGGGUUUCACUACACACUGGCCAGGUGCUUUGAAUCCAAAGUCAUUCUGCAGGAUUGUAAUGUGCGUAACGGACAGCAGGCCUCCUUAGCAAUGUGAACAGAGGAAACUGAUGGGAUGUUACACUCCACGUAGGCAGAGGAGCCCAACACUGCUAGACAACCCAUUUGUGACAAGUGCAAUGUUUUGAUGAGGAUUUUGCAUGUACGAUACUUAUUUCUGUCAGUUUCGUAGGAGAAAAGUACGAAGUACGUCUUUACACUCCUUUGUUUUUUCGUGUAGGAUAUGUGCUUCCCUAAUCACACCUGUGGUCGGUGGUGGUAUUGUAGGGGGACUUGGGAUGGUGGUUGUUGCAGUUAGCUGGGUGAGCUGUGAGCUGAGACUGUGAAUGGAUACUUUUAAACAUGCAGGUUGUAUGGUUUGGGCCUUCCAUGAUUACCCUAUGAGAUUUCUUUAUUUCAUGUUGAGAUUUUAUUUUAAUUUGCAGAUUUCUUCGUUGGUGCCUGUUUCUCUAGAAGUAUAUAAGAACAACGUUACCUUUUACAUCUGGAUGUUUCUCUACGGAUAAAUUUACCAUUUUUUUUCUGGGCUCAGAACUUUUAUAUACUAUUUUGGGAGCGGGUGUGAUGUGACAAAUACAAUAACAGUUCCUCUGUUUUAUAAAAAUGUGACGAGGUCUACCUUUUUAGAAUGCAGAAAUGUUGUGACGAGCUGGAUUUGAAUAUUGUACUCCCUUUUCACUGAGGAAAUCAAAAUGGACAUUUUGUGUAGGGGUGUCUGUGACAAACACUAUAUAGUGUAUAUGUUUCUAUCACUGUUUGAGAAAUGGUUUGAUGAGACGGGAGAGUAUCAGCCAGGUUCAACAGCCCCUGUGUAACGGUCACUUACUGUGUCAAGGCAGACUUCUUCCAACAGGGUCGUUUGAACCAGAACAAAAUGACCACCUUCUUUCCCCUCAAUCAAAUGACUCUUCUCCACAUUUGUGACUCCAGUUCAAUAUUGUACCACAUAGAAUUGAGACCUGUUAAAAUAUAGUUUAAGUACAAAUAUGUUGUGUUUUCUUUCUUUUUUCCCCCCACUUGUACCUCUCAAUAACUGAGUGCUAAAGAGCAUUGUGCCCAGUGUGUAACUGUAGUGCUGUGGGUCUGUGUAAAAACUAGCCUUGUCUCUGAUCUGUAUUUGUUUCUCAUGUGGCUAGUUUGGUAAUAAGACAGACCGUAGGCCAUCGGCAAGACCACACCUAACGGUUCGAGCAUCAGACCAGUAAAUUGAAGUCUGUUAGAUUCAAUAGCUCAGCUGGUAAAACGCGGGCCUCGCAACACCAAGGCCUUGGGUUAAGAUCAUAUGGGUGGCUAGUAGAGUCACUUACUACUGUAAGUCUCUGAUUACAUUUCUCUCCCGGAGGAAACCGUUAACCCAAAGUGUUCCCUGGGGUUCGUUGUGUCAGCGCCCUGCUCUUCCUGGGUUCGUGGGUUGAAUAAAAUAUUUCUCCUGACAAAUACCAACUGUAACUCUUAGGAACUGAUGAUCAGUUGACAAGCUGAACUAAUUGUACCAUCUCUCAGAAGGCAGACAGGCACGGCUGUUGGUGUUCCUGUAGGUGGGUGAACUACAAACUAUGUGACAAGAAUGCUGUUGAUGAAUAAGAAUUCUCUAGAAUAAUGGAGGUUGGGAUUCUGUGCUGCUCGGGAUUCUUCUCAACAUGUUUACAUACUACCGUACAAUACUUCCUGUUCUCUUUAUGUGUUGAUGAUUUUAAAUGAGUCAUUUAGCAGAUGUUCUUAUUCAGGAUGGUGCCUAUGGGAGUGGUAUUGCAAGAAAUGGAUUGUGUUUUAUUUUCUGUUUACAAAUACAUAGGAAUACACUUGA